AUGGAAAACCAAACUGAAAGAUCAGAGUUUAUUUUCUUGGGACUUUCCAGUGAUCCCCAACUGAAUAUCUUCUUCUUCUUGGUGUUUUCAACCAUUUACCUAAUAACACUGUCAGGAAAUGUCACAAUCAUUCUGGUGAUAAGGAAGGAACCUUCCCUUUACACACCUAUGUAUUAUUUUCUGUCUCACUUGUCCUUCGUUGAUAUCUGUUAUUCAACUGACAUUGUCCCUAAGAUGUUAAUGAACUUGCUAAUGAAGCAAAAGACAAUUUCCUUCACUGGUUGUCUUACACAAAUGUUUUUCAGUCUCCUGUUGAGUGUUACAGAGGUUUUUAUUCUUUCGGCAAUGGCUUAUGAUAGAUACACUGCUGUGUGUCACCCACUUCACUAUAUAGCGAUCAUGAACAAAACAUUAUGUGCUUACCUGGUGAUGGGGGCCUGGAUAAUGGGCUUCCUUUUUGCAGUAAUAAACACAGUGCCUACAUUAAGUUUGCAGUUCUGUGGCCUUCACAAAAUCAGCCACUUCAGCUGUGAGCUGCCACCUCUUUUGAAAAUCUCCUGUUCUGACACCUUCCUCAAUAAUAUGAUUCUUCUAUCUUCUGUUGUGAUUUUUGGACUUGGUUCCUUCCUGCCAACCUUUGUCUCCUAUUUCCACAUCAUCUCCACCAUCCUGAAUAUCCACUCCCCGGAGGGAAGGAGCAAAGCCUUCUCUACCUGCAGUUCCCACUUCAUUGUGGUUGGCUUAUUGUAUAUGACAGGAAUGUCCCAGUACAUGAAACCCAGCAGCGUGUCUUCCAUGACAAUUGAUGAACUGUUCUCUAUUCAGUAUAGCAUUUUGACCCCCAUGUUGAACCCAAUUAUCUAUAGCUUGAAAAAUAAGGAAGUGAAGAGAGCUCUUGGAAGAAUAUUUGGGAAAAAGUAA
Zootoca vivipara (common lizard) is the source of this 921-nucleotide messenger RNA. Its product is annotated as olfactory receptor 5V1-like. Gene Ontology annotation, molecular function: olfactory receptor activity; G protein-coupled receptor activity. The record is from RefSeq and is a predicted model, not a curated record. NCBI's taxonomy places the organism in Eukaryota, Metazoa, Chordata, Lepidosauria, Squamata, Lacertidae. Gene Ontology annotation, biological process: G protein-coupled receptor signaling pathway. Gene Ontology annotation, cellular component: membrane.